Penicillium robsamsonii is the source of this 1188-nucleotide messenger RNA. Its product is annotated as F-box domain protein. The coding region runs from base 1 to 1188 and encodes 395 amino acids. The transcript has 2 exons. The record is from RefSeq and is a predicted model, not a curated record. Lineage: Eukaryota; Fungi; Ascomycota; Eurotiomycetes; Eurotiales; Aspergillaceae.
AUGUCGAAGCUCGUUGAUUCUUCCGAAGUGAUGACUUCUCGUCGAUAUGUUCACCUCCCUACAGAGGUCUUGAUCCACAUUGCCGGAUUCAUUUUUGAUGGCUGGCGAACCCUCGAUGGCCCCUUUUUUCAGGUUACACUUCAAAGAUUCUGUGCGGUCUCAAGCCAGUGGUACUCUGCUGGUAUUGAAUUCCUCUAUUACCGACCUCAGCUUGACCGAGGGAACAGCUUCUCGCUUUUUACCAAAACUGUGUGUCCAUCAAUUCGCUCCAGAGAGCGCAAGGUGGACUUGGGAUCGCUCGUUCAUGUCCUGGACCUCGGACGAUUGGUACAUCACAGCUCCAAUAGCCUGACGGCACGGCUUCUAGGCCGAGUGAAGAAGAAUUUGGAGAAAUUUGUUGCUCCAAGGGUCUCUUUUGCGAUCAACAGCCUUGCCCCCUUGGCCAAGUGCAAAAAGCUUUCCUAUCUCUGCCUUGACUUUGUGGCUGACCCAAUUCCGCUUUCUGCUCUCAAGAAAGCCAUCAGCGGCCUCGACAAAUUGAUAACGAUUAAACUUUCAUCUUCAAUGUUUAUCACGGAUGAUGGUUCAAUUGAAGAUUGGCCACCCAAUCUGGAAUACCUCCAGGUUGCCGGGAGAUUUGAUAUCGAGAAAAUGUCAUUUUUCAGGUGGCCCCCAAAGUUGGUAGGGCUGACAUUUUGUGGUUGCGAGAAUCUGGACACUUCCGUCUUAGAAGAGAUUCUUAUCAACGAGCAGCUCUGCACCACGCUUCGGCAGUUGACCCUUCACCGUUCCAACCGUGAGAUGUUUGAGGAGGGACCAUCUGAGAUCUUAUCAACACUCAUUGCUUUGAAGUCUCUUCGGAUACCCGUUGAUCUGCUUUACGAUUUACUCAUUCUGCCUGUGUUUGAUUCUCCUAUCUCAAUUCGUGAGCUAGAGCUCACGGAGCCAUAUGACGAGGAUUUUCCUGCGGAAUUUGACGUCGAUGAAUUUUGCAAGGCCUUGAACACGAAUAUUUCUCGGGUGUGCUAUAUCGGUAUCAGUCCUGGCUGUCUUAGGAUAAUACCCCAAGAAUCACAUGCCAAAAUUGACAAGUGGGUGUGGAAAAACAUUGAUAAGUGUCCUGAGGAGGAACUCGAUUUUCUUUUUGACAUGGGUUUCGUUGUCAUGGAUAAGGAGCCAGUCUGCUAA